ACUUCUUCUGACAAGCUUUACCAGCCCAAGUGGAAUGUCUUCCAAUGAUGGUGCAAACAAGCUUAAAGUCUCUUCUUCUGGGACCUCUUCAAGUCAAAUAGCAGACUUCCCUCUCUUAUUUGAGGUCCAUAAGAAAGUUGUCUCCCUCAACUAUUAGGGGAAAUUGAGCCUUGCUCAACUCUGUUUUUAAGCACAGGGGUCUUGAUCUUUCCUCCAACAAAAAUCUUUCAGACCUAAUUUAGUCUUUCGAGACCUCGAAAGUUCCAAAGGAUUGUGUAGCUUGGAAUUUGGAUAUCGUUGUGAAGUGCCUUUCUGACACUCCUUAUGAUCUUCUGCAUACGACUUCAUUGAGAAAUUUAACAGACGACGCUGUUUUUAAUAGCUGGAGCGUUAGUGAAGCAUGUGAGCGAAAUUCACGCUACAGACGAGAGUGGGAUUCGCUCAGAGAGAUGCAGUCUGUUUUCUGGCUUUUCAAUUUCUCGCUACGAACCAGAAUCGGUCAGAUCCUUGACCUCAUUCUUUCGUCCUGAAGAACCAUAUGGACUUUCUCGGACUGGAAGAGGAGGAGAGGCUUCUCUGCCUUGUAGGAGCUUUAGAGUGCAUAUUACCUUUACAGGACAGAGAAAAUAAGAGGACCUUCAUCACAUCUAUGGUGUUCAGUUAAGGAUCCAUCUCGCCCCUUGUCAAAGAAUGCUGUUUCUUACUUUUUUAGUCUUUGAUAAUUGAGGCCCACUCUCAAGUCAAAGAAAAAUCUUUUCCACUUAUCAAAGUAAAAGCUCACGAAGUGAGAACUGUCACCAUUCAACAUUUUGAAGAUAAAAGUCAGUGCUCAUUACAUGAAGAAAGUAUAGACUGUGUUUGAGAAUUGUAGUACUCUCAGAACUUUAUCCGUUGCUGGCAAGGUAUUGGGAGAGGCAACAUACGGGGUUAUCUGUCCUAAUUUUCCGCUUUGUGUCAAGGUUGUUCGAAUCCUAGGGAAGUUUAGGGGGUGCUUGGUACCUGGAGUGCCCUCCUGUCGUAUUUUUUUAGCAUAGAGGGUAUUCAUUUUUACAACUUGGUGAAGGUGACUCUAUUGUUGGUUGUUUUUUAGUCUGGGUUUUGCCCAGGGCAAGGGCAUUAUUACUUUGUGGUUCCUUGUUUAGUCAGCGGUAGAGCCCAUGACUUCAAGGAACAUGCCACUACUGUAGAGGUGACCCAUGCUUUUGGUACCAUUCUCUCUACUAAGUAAAACGAGCACCAACUAGAGUCAGUACUCGCCUGCAGCUGCUCACUUACAAGUCAAGGUAUGACAAGUAUAUGCUCUGUUCUACCACACAUUGCCUUUUUGAGAAUUCUUUAUUUUCAAGAGACAUUAUUUCCACAUCCCUCCACCUUUCAAUAUGUAAUCAGCUAAAUAAUUGCUUGGUAAGACGUUUGAAUAAAAAUGUAUUUUUAUAAGAAAAGCAAGUUUUAUUUAAUACUUACUAAGCAAUUAAAUAAUGGUGCCCUCCCUGCUCCCCACAGAUGGAGUUGGCAGCUGAAAGUCAAAAUUGAGAGGUGCUGAGUUGUCAUAUCUGAGUACCAGAAGUGGGCGGUUACUUGUCACCCACAGUGGUGAUGGCGGUGACACCGCAAAAGUUUUAAUUUUGGUCUGCUGCGGUAGGGAACUAAGAGCUAUGUAAAUGCUGGGAAGUAUUAAAACUUGCUUUUAUUAUAAAAAUACAUUUCAUAAGUAUCCAUGAAAUGAAGUACUACUGCAUAUUAACAAUCUUCAUUGCUUCUUACUUUGUUGAACAGUUUGGUGUUGUGUAACCUCAGGAAGCCAUGAAGUGAAGUAAAGUAAAAGUUGAAAAUGUUUGAAAUUUUUUUACCCAGAAAAAUUGGUAGUUCAUAAAGAUAGUUAUUCACGGGCUUUUCCUUUCAGUGGUUCCAGUACCAAAUCCUAUUGUUAGAAGUUUACGUUUUUAUAGGCUCUAAUUGAUGCAAGAUGUUGAAUAUACAAUGGUCCCCCUCCCCCCCGCAAAUGUUUAGAAUCUGCAAAUAGUUGGAAGCCUUAUAAAAACUGAAAAUGGCCUAUUUUGUUAGGUAAAACUCAGGAAAACUCCACUAAAAAUUUCAGUACCUGGUUUUUUUUUUUAUAGUUUUGUCACAAAAGUGCAUUUUAUGAUGAAACUGAUAAAAAAACAGGGAUUUCUGGAUAUUUCUCAUAGAAAAAUACCGCGAAUAGGGGAAUUUCCUGCGAACAAUGGGUAGAUAUGGUCCAGAGAGAAAUCCGCGAGUCUGCGAAUCGGGAGAACGUGAAUACGGGGGCCCACUUUAAUUUGAAUUAGGUACUACUGCUGCAUACAGUAUUACAGUACUGUAUUGGGUUUUGCUCAGCCAGUCAUCAUUUUUGUCCUAUUAUACUACUAAAGGGCAAUGAAUUUUUGUAGAGAACGCUUGUUGUGAUCUUGUCCACUGCCGCAACUAAUUGUUAACCCAAUUUCUUGGAAAAAGAACAGGAAAAAACAUUUUGUGUUCUAUAUGUACUGUGAAGCCUGGGGUAACCAUUUUGAGAUAUUUGUGGUAUGGUGUUUGUUGAUAGUUAUCAUUAGAAGUUGUUGGUUACCAUAUUAGUAUUUAUAUAUAAUAUGCUGUACAAUACUUGAAAUGGCCAUUGUGUGGUCAAUUGUGAAAGUCAAAAUGCAACUUGAGGCUUACAUAUGAGUAUGGCAUGCAAAUAUGUGGUACUACAGUGUCUAAUGGAAAUAGAAUGCAAGUGUGACACCUGCUGAUAUUUAAUUAGAAGUUUUUGCUAUUCAUGAAAUUUUUUUAUUAUUAUUUUGCCAAUAAAGGCAGCCAUUUUUAGAAAACUUUUGUAGUUUUCAUCAUGAUGUUAGUUAUCAGGAAAAAAGGCAAAGAAACUUUAUCAUCCUGGGCCCUAUAUGUUCGAGAUGUUAUAUAUUGAGAACUACUAAAUACUAUAGCACUCAAAGAACUUCUAAAUACUUAAGCACUCGUGAUGCAGUCUUUUUGUAUGCGUAAGGUCUGUAUAGUAGGGCUGUAUAAUUCCCAAAGUACCUUUAAUUGUAGCAUGGUAUUUUUGAAGCCCGAUACUUCUGCCAUGAUUUUGUGAUCGUAUUGGUUAUAUGAGAACUGUCAUUUACCUGCUCAGGCAUUGAAUAAUGCAGUCAUUUUUUAUGUAUGCAACUUACCAAGUACAAGUUACAUAGCUAUAGUUUAUAAACCAUAGCUGUGUAACUACUUGGUAAGUAUACUUAAAAUCUUAUUGUAUUAUAAAAAUGUUAUUUUUUUGUAGUACUUUAGAUGUAAAGGAGAUUAUUUGUAUUCACUGUGCAGAAGUGAAAAAUUUGUACUGUAUUCCUUUUGUAGUUGCGAGAUAAUUCCUUUGAAUAUUUCCUUAGGGGUCUUGACAAAGUUUGGGCAACGUGAACCAUUAAUGGUUAUGCAGGGUAAACCUUUGUUGUUGUUAUCAUUAUUUUUACAUACAGAUUUACAUAUUGUUAUUCAUGUUUCCCCUUUCUGCACUGAACCUUUGACAGUUAUGAUGAUAGAACUUGGGAUGUAAAAGUUCUGUGGUUGGAAACUUAGGUUCCAAAGUACUACCUUACUAUUGCAGUGCCUCUCAAACAAGACCGUGAAAAAAAAAAAAAAAAAAAAAAAAACUAAGUAUCUCAUCUCCAGCAAAAAGCAAUGGAGGAAUUGCACCAGUCCAUGGAUUAUUCAGCUGAAAUUUUAGGUCAGCUACGCUGUUGCUUAUCAAUUUAUUCUAGCUCAUUGAAAGUGGUUUGGGAAAUAAUGAUGGGAGUAUAGAUCAGUAGUAAUAAUUUUGCAUUGCAUUACUUUCAAAUUCCAACUGUCAUGGAUGGGCUUUCUGUUAGAGUACAUAACAUUUUUUUUAAAUUAGUGAACUGCUAGUCACAUUUUCACAUAGAUUGAUGAAUUCGCAUGAGACUACUUACCAUUAACUUUCAAGGCAGAUUAAAGCAGUGUUCCUGGAGAUGAAACUAGGAAAAUUCAUUCAUUGAUUUGAAACUGAGUCAGACUGUUCAGAUGCCCCACUUGAGAUAUGAAUUUGAUUUUAGCUUUUGUAGACCCAGACUCAUGCUGUUAUCUAGCUUGCAUUUUCACAUUGUAUAAUAUUUUGUCUUUCCAGACCUGUGACUUCAUGUUUGAUAGGAAUUUGUCCUUGGAAUUAGUUAUGGGCUUGAUGUACUAAACUGUGCCAUUAUUAUGGUAAUGUAAAAGCAGUUUUAGUUAAAAUAUAUUUAGUGUUGAAAUUUUUAAGUAGAUAUUUAGGAAAUAUUCAGUAAGGGUUUUUUUUAGAUUUAAUGAGGGAGUUUGACAGUAAUACACAGCUUGAGAACAUUAUUGUAGGACUGCUAUAGAGAGAUUACAUAACAAUCUUAUACUUCUUCUAAUGCUUGUGAAUAUAUCUGUUAGUUUGGUGUAAGCAUUUCAUAUCUUAAACGACUUGAAAAUCUUUGAAGAUCAUUUAUUAUCCAGAGAGAUUUUUCCACAAUUCAGGUUUUGUCUGUUCCCGACUUGUGCUUUCAGGCUGAUCACAUUCUUGUUUAACAGUAUUUAUCUUUGUUUCAUCCACGUAAAUUGUGGUACAGUAUCGCACUAUGUUCAAAAAAAAAAAAAAAAAAAAAAAAAGGAAAAAUGUAUUAAAAUGACAAGUUUAGGUUAGCUGAAAACAAAUUCCCAUAAAUUGACAAAACUGUCAACAAUGUAGCAGAGAUACUUUAUGCAUUUUUGUUCAUUGUACAAAACUAAGAUAUUCAGUGAUAUGCAGUUGUAAGUUUGUUGUUAUUUAUGACAGUCAUCACAGAGUAAAGCGAAAGAAAAGUGUUUUUUCUUUAUUGAAAAAUUGAUGCUUGACACCUGAGGUGCUUGCAGUAAUUUUCUUUGAUCAGUCAUUGCAGUUUUAUUUCAUGGUUGGAAACCGAUUUCGCAGUCAUUUUAAUGCUGAAUAGUUUUCUUUAGUUUAGUAGGUGUUAAAGCAAUUGAAAUCAUCCGAAAUGCUUCCUUGUCUAUUUUUCUUGUUACAGAGUAGAAUUCUAAUAACAAAUAAGUGGAAAUGUGCAAUCAAAAGUCCAAGUAGUUCAUUCUGUAUCACAAAUGCUCUGUAAAACUAGAAAAAAUGUAGAAAUAUUGUGAUUUUCACAGUCUAAAGCUCUUGGUACUUUAAAAGUAUCAGUGAUAUUUACAAUAGAGAGGGAUUGUCAUCUGUAUACAUACAUGUGCUGUGAAUUUAUCGUCCAUUUUAAAAUGAAAAUUAAAUACAAGACAUUAAAAAAGAAGGUAAAUAAGAGUGUUUUCAUAACACCAAAUUCUUCUCUUAUGUCCCUUGAUCAUCUCAUGGAUGUCCCUUAAUCAUGUUUUGCCUUGUUGCUAUGGACAGGAUAUACCUUGUCACCUCAACUCUUACUCCUAAGGAUUGAGAAGUCUUUCCUGUGCAUGCCCAGACCUGCUCAUGAUAUUCGCAUCUCUGCUUGCUCUUUACAUGCCAUAGUAUUGGGAAGGUAAAUGAGUUGGUUAUGGAAAAAUGGUUUUUUUCACAACCCUGUUAAUCAUAUGUUGUGUGAUAGGCAGUUUGUUCUUGUGAGUCGGUGGGUGUUGUUGGAGAUGAGUUCUGUGCAGGCAGUCCUCUGUGAGUAGACAGAUAGCCAAGGCCAAUAGAGCAUUGACCCACUGUCAAGCCUUGCCCCAGGAUGACUAUGUCUUGACCAAAAAAUCAAGGGAAAGGUAAUUGUGUACGUACUAGUCAAAAUAUGGAACUGACUGAAAUGCUUCAAAGAGGCCAAUGAUAAAAGAAGUAGUUUUAGUCAUGGGGAGUAAGGAUAAAGUUGGAAGUGGCUCAUAAAUGGGUCUGGUCUGGCUUUGUAAAAACAAAAGCUAAAUCCUAUCUAGAAGGUUUCUUGAAUUAACUGAGGAUGGGUUGUUCAAAGUACAUAAUGAAUGUUAUCUGAAUUAACAAGAUAAGCACUCAAGCCCAACCAAACAAGGUCAGAAGGUCAGGGCUAGAGGUGAAGGAUAUGAAGGUGCAGAGAGCUUGGAAGGUGUGUCCCCCCUAAGAGAGAGAGAGUUGCAUUUGAAAAGAAGUAAGGUAUCCAUUAGCAGGGGAAUCUGAAAACAUGAGUUCAUGGCGCACAACUCCAAACUCUUCUAAAGUAAAGAUAAUGACUAAUUAAGAGACCAAUUAACCACAUAUUGUACACAAGGAGAACACUGUUAAUCAUGGCAGGAGGGGAUGCAAGUCGUGUGCAAAUUAAAUAAAGCAUGUCCGGUCAGACCUUGACAAAUAUGCUUAGAUAUGCCAGAGUAUUGCAGGUCAAAUCAUAUAAGUACUGUAUACAACACUUACUGGCCCACUGUUGUGGCAAAAUUUAGGAAAAUUAACAGAGAACCAAAGGAAUAUCCUGUCCUAAUACAGGGCAACUUAUGAUUAACAGGAUUUUAAUGAAACAAAUGCAUAAAAAAAAUACAAAAUGUCAUACCUUGUCGCUAUUUUGCUACUAGAACGUAUGUGAUCCAGUAUAAGGAUUUUUGGUACUGCUGUGUGCGUAAAAGUAUUAAAUAUUUUCCCUUGGAUGGCUCUUUGUAAUUGAUAUCAGUAAAAGUUUUAUUAGUGAAUACAUAAUGUUCUAAUAAAUUAAUUGAAGUGUAACAAACACAAUAUGUCACAUGUAUAAUAAAACACUUGUACAUAUAAUGUAAUCUAUGGCGAGCAUCUCGGUAGUAUCGUUCACGUCAUGUGAUGAUAGAUUGACAACAUAAAUGGUGAAUAAAUUGAGGUCAGAAUUCAUAUGAUUUCUCAACAGAUCAUCAGAACCUCAAAGGAUCAAAGCCAAAAUUAUGAUAUUUAUGGCAUUGUCUUCAAGACUUGUCUCAGCAUAAUUUGAAAGUAAUACCGUUACAGGUAGUUAAUAGUUUGGUGUUCCAUAACUUCUUGUAGCACAGAGUGAGAGUAGAGUUAGGUUAUAACCUUCCUAAAGUAAUGUAAAUUACUUGAUGAAUGAAUUAUCUCAGAUUGGAUCAAAGCAUAUUGUUACUUGACUGUAUCACUGUAAAUAUUUGAAGUGACGUUGGUUUAGUGCAAUUGCAUGUAGUGGGUUGCUGGCCUGGGCUAUAUAAAUGCACAAAGUUUUCCUUUCUAUUGCAGGGGAGUCACAGCACUACUAAAACUAAAUCCUUUGAGAAACUUCCAUCCACCCUUUACUGCCCUCUCCGAUUGGAGGUUGGCCCGACUCACAAUGAUCGCUUGUGUUCGAUCCUUUUGGCUGAUGCCCAUCAUCUAUUGCUGCGUCCCAGACCUCCACACUACUUAGGGCAGACAUUUAAAAACCUUUCAUUAAUAGAGCUUUUUUUUUAUUUAUUUAUUUAUUUUUCACUUUUUCCUCAUGGACAAACAGUGCUGGUUUCAUUUGACAAAUCAUAGUAUAUCCCUCUCACUGCAUAGAGAUACAGUAUAUAAGAAAAAAAGUUUUGGUCAUGUGGAAAAGUUGUUCUAUUUAGACGUUACUACAUCCUUCACAAAGCAGUGUUUUGCCACAGGCAUUUUAUUUAUUGGUGCCCUGUUGCUUUGUGAUGGUAAUUGUUUUUGUUUGUUUUGUUAUCUUUGCAGAUAUUGGCGAAUGGGUCAACUUUGAGUGAUGCGUGGUGCACCUGCCCCAGUGUGUACAAAAAUAAAGGGAAUUGGAUAUGCUAGCCUAUGUUUGUAACAUAAAGACCCAAUAAGAAAAUAAAGAAGUGAGAGAGACUUAGGUUUAACAGUUAAGAAAUGGAUUCUUAGACUAAAGAUAGAUAUACCUACUACCUUUUUUCUUCAUGAUUUGCUAAAUCACUAUAGUAGUCCACAGAACUUCGUUUUGGGCUGAGAUUUUGAUGUGGAAUGUUAAGAAGUUAAUGUGGGAAUGAGUGCGUUCAGUAGUGUGUCAGUGGCCGCCGAGUGUUUUUUAUAUUCUACUCUUUGCAGAACACAGGUUGAGCAGCCUUAGACUACUCCACAGAGUACCUUGAAGACUUACGACGUAAAAUGGCUAAGCCCCAGUCUCAGUUGUUUCAACUGUGACUGGCUCAUCCUCAUAAUAUAAUAUAUAUUUAUAUAUUUUCAUUAUCAUGAUAUUUCAGUGCCAUUGUCACUAAACUCAUCAGUCAUAAUACGAGUCUUUCAUAGUAUCAAUCUACCAACCAAGCAACCAACCGAUGAUAGUAUGAUAUCUCUCUUGUGUGAAUAUGUGAUAUGCCUGUUCUUUUUUUCUUUGUCAUUUCAUGGUGUAAGGUGGGCAGAAAGGCCUCAGCGACAGGGAGAUUCAGCGGCUGACCGUUCGGCAGUUAGCUGGGGCUGCUAUUUCGCAUUGUAGCCUCCCCAGUGCAGUGAAGGAGCCACUCGGUCAAGGUCACCUGUUCAGGAUGUGGACCAGUCGGGAAAUCUUGUGUUGGGUCAGGGUGCCAAGAAGGAUGACAUGGUUCACCUAUUAGGCCAGAGCCUGCCUCGUCUUUCAUCAGAUCAGAAAGAUGCAGUUGCUAGAGCGAAGAAGUAUGCAAUGGAACAGUCUAUACGUCUUGUUCUUAUGAAGCAAACUUUAGCUCACCAGCAGCAGGUCUGUGAUGCUUGCGUGUGUGAGGGGGUCCUUAGCUUUUCUGCCGCUUCUGUCAGGAAGACAUUAGAAAGUACUCUAUAUGAUUAUGAGUUUGUUCAAGCCAAAUCACUACAACGUCACCAAGCGUUGGUUUUGAUGUGUCGUGUUUAUGUCGGCAGCAUCAGUUUUGAACUUAAAGAAGACACGAUUAGACAAGCAUUUGUUCCAUUUGGGCCAAUCAAGUCCAUAAAUAUGUCUUGGGAUCCUGUCACUCAAAAACAUAAAGGGUUUGCUUUUGUUGAAUAUGAAAUGCCUGAAGCAGCGCAGCUUGCCCUUGAACAAAUGAAUGGUGUUAUGAUCGGAGGACGCAAUAUCAAAGUGGGAAGACCAUCUAACAUGCCACAGGCCCAGACUGUUAUUGAUGAGAUCACAGAAGAAGCUAACUAUUAUAAUCGGAUAUACGUUGCCUCGGUUCAUCAGGAUCUGUCAGAAAAUGAUAUUAAAUCUGUUUUUGAAGCCUUUGGGAAAAUUAAGCAUUGUAUGUUGACACCAGGAACAACGCCGGGUAAACAUAAGGGUUAUGGUUUUAUUGAGUAUGAGAGUUCUCAGUCAGCACAGGAAGCCAUUGCAUCUAUGAACCUGUUUGAUCUUGGAGGACAGUACCUGCGUGUAGGCAAAGCGAUAACUCCCCCAGGAUCUUUCUAUGGACCUUUGACAGCCCCAACGCAGAUGCCAACAGCAGCAGCAGUGGCUGCAGCUGCUGCCACAGCUAAAAUACAAGCUAUGGAUGCAUUAGCUACAAAUGCCAUAGGAUUGGUUCAAGGAUUAAGCACAUCCCCUUCCUCGUCACAAAUACCACCAGUAGGGGUUGUUGGAGGAGUUUCCUCUGUGGGUUCCUUAGGUGGGGGAGCUUCAGUACCUCCAAUUGGAAUGGUGGGUGAUUCCCCUACGACUAGUACCAUAUCAACUCCUUCCUCUGUUCCUCCAGUUGGAGUCGUCACUAGUUUACCUACCAUCAGUGGCUCUGCCACCUUACCACCACCAAAAGUUAUUACAUCGGUUCCAGUUCCUGGCAUUACAAAUUCUAGUACUUUAUCACCCACAUCUAAUAGUGUUACAACAAUUGCUGCAGGUGGAGGGUUAGAUGAACUUAAAGCAAACCACCAGGAGGAGUUAGCCAAAAAAUUGAUGGAUGACAGUGAGCCACAAACUCUGCAACAACAGGAAACUAUGUCUAUCAAAGGCCAGUCUGCGCGCCAUCUGGUCAUGCAAAAGCUAAUGAGAAAAACAGAGUCAUCAGUUGUUAUAUUGAGAAACAUGGUUGGUAUAGAGGAAGUGGACGAGUUUCUUCAGGAUGAGAUAACAGAAGAAUGUGGACGGUUUGGUACUGUCAACCAUGUCAUUAUUUAUCAAGAAAAACAGUCAGAUGAAGAUGAUGCCGAAAUUAUAGUCAAGAUUUUUGUUGAGUUCUCUAGUCCAAGUGAAUCUGUUAAAGCGCAAGAAGCCCUCAACGGACGAUAUUUUGGCGGCCGGUUAGUGAAAGCAGAAUUGUAUGACCAAAAUAUGUACAAUCAUAAUGAUUUGUCGGGAUAGAACUGUUAUUUUUUUUAUCUCUCUUUUUUCUAGGUAUUCAAGAGACUUUACGGAAAAAUUAACAAUUUCUUGGUGAACAUACAUUUUAGUAUGCAAAUUACCAUCCUUGAAAAUAGUUUAAACCGAUGAAUUUGUGUAUAUAUAAAUAUAUAUUAUUUUGUGUAUAGUCAUUCAUUUUGUUAUUUUUAUAGUGCUAGUUUCACAUCCCCCAUUCCUACAGAACAUUGACUUUCGUUUCAUAGUUGUGUUGAUUUUAGGUCAUCAGUCAUCCUUUCAUGAUAUUGCUCAUCAAAGUCUUUCAUUCAUUAUUUUAUAUUUAAUGGGUAUUAUGUAUUUCAUGAUUUCAUGAAUUGUUACAAGCACCUUUCUUGUCUUCAUGUUACCUCAUAAGUCUUCAUUUUGUUUAGUGAAACAAAUUUGAAUAGAGUAUUAAGAGGUUGGUAUUAUGCAGUAAUAGGUUGAUCAUUGCAGUUAUUUCUGGAAUUAAUAUUUCUUCCAUUCAAGUUAGUGUUGGACAUGAGUGUGAAACAAAGUUCUAUGCAAUUUUGACAUUUGAGAAGUCAGUGGUUUUAAACUGUUUGUAGUUAAGAAGGUCAGUGUUUUUGUGUUCUGAAGAUAUCAGUAUAUCAUUGUAGUAUAUUUUUUUUUAUUUUUAUCUUUCAUGUCAGAAUUUAGGAAACUUGAAAAAUUGGUGAUUUUUUAAAGAAAGGUACCAGUUAGGAACAGCUGUAAGCUUCCCAUAAACUAGUAGAAAGAACAUGAGGUGCUAGUUUCCUUCAUCUGUUUGUUUUACAAAACUACCCUCUAUUUCAAGAGAACCUUUUGUUAGGAAUCAUUUCAAAUUUGUCUUUUAAGGGAUUAGCUAUUUUAGAUAAUUGGAAACUACUCUCUCAAUUUAAUGCUACUAAAUUUUAUUUUCUACCUAUUUUAAAAAAUGUGAAUUUGAA
Messenger RNA from Macrobrachium nipponense, 11107 nucleotides. RefSeq names its product poly(U)-binding-splicing factor half pint-like (gene hfp). NCBI's taxonomy places the organism in Eukaryota, Metazoa, Arthropoda, Malacostraca, Decapoda, Palaemonidae. Gene Ontology annotation, cellular component: catalytic step 2 spliceosome; precatalytic spliceosome. The record is from RefSeq and is a predicted model, not a curated record. Bases 8451 to 10160 code for a protein of 569 amino acids. Gene Ontology annotation, biological process: regulation of alternative mRNA splicing, via spliceosome; mRNA splice site recognition; alternative mRNA splicing, via spliceosome. Gene Ontology annotation, molecular function: RNA binding. The transcript has 12 exons.